AUGAGGGAGAAGACAAAUGUCAUGGAUCUUGUUAGGCAUGUAACUACACGUUUUGCUACAUCUUUUCUCACACUGUCGUGUUUGUACAAGCAUAGGCAAGCUUUGAAAGGUCUCUUUGUGGAUGAGGCUUGGACUAGGUCUCAAUUGUCAAACACGGAGAUAGGGAAAACAAUAGCAGAAAUUGUUCUUUCCAUGGCAUUUUGGGGUUCACUUGAAGAUUGCAUUAGAGCAGCACAACCACUUCUCAUUGUCUUGAGGAUUGCAGAUGGUGAUGAGAAGCUGGCAAUGCCCGAGAUUGCUGCAAGCAUGGAACUUGCAAGGCACAAGAUUGAGGAGGAUUCUUUGAUAUUCAAAAAGACCCUGCAAAUAGGAAAAAAAUGUGGUAGGCUAAGGCAUAUAUUCAAUGAGGUGUUGUGGAAGAUGGAACUCGAUGAAGAGAGGCAAAGCAAGAUAAGUGCUUUGGCUGAUGACUAUGAGAGGACAGAAGGUUGCUUCACAAUGAAAUUAGCAAUCAAGGACCGAUCAGCAAAGAAUCUUCGUAAGUUUCUUGCAUUUAAUCAUUUAAUGUUGAGUGUUGACACCAAGAUAACUUCUUCUGUUUUUUCUUAUAUAGUUCUUUGGUGGGGUGCAUAUGGUGGUCUUGCUUAUGGGCUCCAAUCUUUAGCAAAACGCAUCGUUAGUCUUUGUACCUCGGCCUCCGGAUGUGAGAGGAAUUGGAGUACAUUUGAGUUCAUUCACACCAAGAAACGGAACCGGUUAGAACACAAAAGAUUGAACAAAUUGGUGUACAUUUCAUAUAACCGGAGGAUAGCAAGUAGGUUCCAAAUGUUGCGUCAGGAAGGAUCUAAAGGAAAGAGGUCUAAUCCAUUACUCCUACAGGAGUUUGACUGGGAAAAUGAGUGGGUUGAUCAGAAUGCAGAAAAGGUCCAUGAAGGGGAAGAUCUUACUUGGGCUGAAGUUGAUGAAGCUGCCGGUGCAUCAGUUGGUGCAAUGCAUAACCUUCGGAGUCGCAAUUCAAAUGCACCUAUGAUAGCUCAAGGAGCUGGUCCAAGCUGUGUGAUAAAAACUUAUUCUCGGAACCGGCAGCAUAAAAAGAGGAAUGAAGCCUUGGAGUUGGAGGAGCCCGAAGUUGACGAGAAUGAGGAGGAAUGGGAGGAUGAAGAAGCACAUGCGGAGUCCGAAAAUGAUGAUGAAGAUGUUGAGGAUGAUUUUGGAGAGAGUCCAACAAUCAGUCCUCAUGACAAUGAUGAUGGAUUAAGCGGUGACAACAAUGGCCUGCAUGACAUGAACGAUUUCGACUUGGAUGAUUAA
Molecule: messenger RNA, 1311 nt
Organism: Phragmites australis (common reed)
Lineage: Eukaryota; Viridiplantae; Streptophyta; Magnoliopsida; Poales; Poaceae
Exons: 3
Coding region: 1-1311 (436 amino acids)
Molecular function (GO): protein dimerization activity
Source: RefSeq, a predicted model, not a curated record